AUGGAUAAACUGCGAGGCAACAAUGCAGGCGGCGAGAAUCCCUUCAAGCGGCCAAUGAAUGCCCUGCAGAAGCAGUGGUAUCGCGUCCUGCUCGCCCGCAGAGUGGGAUUCGGGCAACGCCCUCCGCCCGAUGAAAGGGAGCUAACCUACGCCGACAUUUGUCGUAAGCGUUAUACUGCCGCGUUCCGGCGAUACAACGAACGUUUUCGCCGGGAAAUGGCCAAACACGAGGAGAUGCAGCGAUGCGCCAUCGAUGCCAUGAGGGUUCACAGGACCUUUGCCAUAACAACUUUCUGGCUGCCAUUGCACUCGAAGCGGGAAAUCAACUCUACGCUGGAGACCCUCGAACAGGUUCUCACCGCGAAGGAAAGACGACGCCUGCAGGAGAUACUCAAACAUCGCUGAAACAACAGCCACUGCUCGAAGGCCACUCCACCGAAUGGGAAUCAUCCUCAUCCCUGUCGACAUCAUCUGCCAGGGCUAAGUGAAUUCCAUUUAGCUUGGAUUUCACUUUGCCUGGGAGCCUGAUUUUUCCUCGCUCACUUCUUUAUUUUUCACUUUUCCUACGUUUUGUUCUUGAAA
This is a messenger RNA of Drosophila kikkawai, 582 nucleotides long. RefSeq lists its product as uncharacterized. NCBI's taxonomy places the organism in Eukaryota, Metazoa, Arthropoda, Insecta, Diptera, Drosophilidae. The record is from RefSeq and is a predicted model, not a curated record.